AUGGGUUCCAAGGUCUGGCAUAUGUUCCUUCUCUUGGCCUUGGCAAUGGUGGCUGAAUGCACCAAAUUUGACGAGGUCAAUUCGGGUAUUCACCAUCGGGACAACAACAGUCGAGAUUCGUGCAUUGGCGAGCACUGUAACAUUGAAGAUGAUAUAUUCAUGGAUUCUGAGACAAAUAUUCGACUACUUGCUGCAAGAAAAUACAUUUCAUAUGAAGCACUUAAGAAAAACAAUGUCCCGUGCCUCCAACAAGGACGAUCUUACUACGAAUGUUCCACUGGGAAACCGGUCAACCCUUACACUCGUGGUUGCACUUACGCAACACGUUGCAGAAGGUACACUGCUUAA
Molecule: messenger RNA, 348 nt
Organism: Gossypium arboreum
Lineage: Eukaryota; Viridiplantae; Streptophyta; Magnoliopsida; Malvales; Malvaceae
Product: protein RALF-like 19
Exons: 1
Coding region: 1-348 (115 amino acids)
Source: RefSeq, a predicted model, not a curated record